This is a messenger RNA of Misgurnus anguillicaudatus (oriental weatherfish), 1052 nucleotides long. It is a transcript of the gene rnf32, whose product is annotated as ring finger protein 32. Gene Ontology annotation, molecular function: protein binding. NCBI's taxonomy places the organism in Eukaryota, Metazoa, Chordata, Actinopteri, Cypriniformes, Cobitidae. The record is from RefSeq and is a predicted model, not a curated record.
UUUCUGUGGACAGCGAUGCGGAGGGGAUUGACUAGUAAAGCAGACAGCGGGAGGCUGACUCUAGCAGCUGUAGCACUACAGGACCAUAUCACACGCAACCUUCCUACAUCGGGCAGCUCAUGUGUGGCUCCACAUGGCUUUAAGAGGCACCAAAAACAAAUCUCAAGGCAGAAAGUAAGAGUUGCUGAGGGAACACACGGGCAGGUUGAAGAAGAGUAUGUGCUGGAUCAAGCUCCCGUACAUCUGACUCUCGCUCAGAAGAUGGGUCUGGUGCCGGCACCCUCAAGAAGACUAACAACAGAGGAGUGGACAGAGGUUAAAGCCAGGUCUGUCCAGGAGGGAGACUCAAUUCAACCAUGCGUGAUAUGUAGAGAGGAGUUUCGUCUACAACCACAGGUUCUGCUUUCCUGUUCACAUGUUUUUCACAAAGUGUGUCUGAAGUCUUUUGAAAAGUUUUCAGGCAGGAAGAGCUGCCCUAUGUGCAGGAAGGAGCAGUAUGAGACAAGAGUGAUUUAUGAUGGUGCUCAGCUUUAUCGAGAAAAGUGUGCUCGCAGGAUACAAGCUUUAUGGCGAGGCUACGUCGCUCGCAAAUGGUACAGAAACAUAAGAAAACAGGUGCCUCCGAAAGACCCACUGUUAAGACGGAGAUUCUUUGAGAAAAAGUUUCAGGAGAUGAACGACAGCCUGGUGCAGUCGUGCAGCACGGACAUCGAAGCAUUUCUGAAUGAGAUCGAUCGCUCCGUGGCCGUGAGCCACGAUAUCCUGCGCCGCUUCAACAGCAACUACGCGUGUGAAAUGGAGGAUAAGGACUGGCUGGAAGCUCAAGAGAAGGCUAUUCAGCGAGGUGUUCAGGAUUGCCCCAUAUGCCUAAACCAUCUGAACUCCAAGGAAGGCAGGAAGGUUUUACUAUUGUCUUGCUCUCAUGUUUUCCAUGAACCCUGCCUGCAAGCUUUUGAGUUUUUCUGCCAGGAAGUGAAACCCACAUGUCCACUCUGCCGCUCCCGCUAUGCCAAAAUGCUUGUUUAGAAUUAAAGCUUAGAUUUUGAUAUAGA